Molecule: messenger RNA, 1035 nt
Organism: Sordaria macrospora k-hell
Lineage: Eukaryota; Fungi; Ascomycota; Sordariomycetes; Sordariales; Sordariaceae
Source: RefSeq, a predicted model, not a curated record
AUGUCUUGCCCGCGACCACCUCCCCUCGACCUCACUCAUCUCCCGCCAACACCACCCGCGACUCCCGACAAACAGCAACAACAUCCCCUCACCUCCACCUCUCCCAGUACAGCCUCGUGGACGCCACUCAAACCAAAGAGCGUUCGAUUCGCUCUUCCAGCUCCUCAAGCCCACAAAUCCAAGACAUUGUACCACACGUCCUCGAUCUUCAACGCCGACUACCUCCGCCGCAAGCCCAAGCCCAAAGCCAAGAGAAUCCCCACUAGGCCCUACAACGCUUCACUCAACCGGCUCACAGAGAGAUACUAUGUCUUUGUGCAGUCGCUUUGCGACCCAGAGCUUUCCAGUCCCAGGUUCGACGUCGUUGAUAACAAGCUCGUCUCAGAGAGCAACAGAGGCAUUCUCGCACCUCCUCCAUCCCCAAUGUCUCUCAUCUCCCCCGUUCGAGGUAUUGAAGCCCAAAUCCAACAGCGCAAAGCCCUUCAGGUCAUCAGGGACGAUGCCCACGCCUUGGUCUACAAGCCUUUGACAGCCAUAGCGCCCGUGCUUACUCUUCCGUUUUUGCCGAGCCAGCAGGCAGCAAAGAAGGUGAGGGGGCUGUUGAAGCGGGCGAAGAGAGCGUUGAUGGCGUUGGAAGCUUUGUUGACCUCCGAGGUUUCAGACUCCGAUUCGGAUGAGAAGAUGGAGAUGGGUAUGGACGUUAAUCGAGAUCGGGAGCUUGCCAAUGUUGAGAGUGGCAAUCGUAUGGACCUCGAUCAUCAGGGGGGAUUCUCAGAAAAUAAUGGCAAAGGAGAGGAGGGAAAUGGAGGCGAUCCAGGACGGUGUGGCGACAAUGAGUCUCUAAUGGUGCGUGAACUUUCGCAGCCGCGUGCAUCUGGUCGCAAGGCACCCGAGGGAUUACCAAACGCUGGACUCUGCACUUUCACUUAUCGGGAGGAUUUCGAGGAAGAGGCGCACCAUGAUAUCGCCCGUAGCGAGGAGCAGGCUCAAGAUGAAGCAGCGCUGACUAGCCUGGGCGGGUUCAUGGGCAUUUGA